AUGGCUCGGUAUCUACCUCAUUUCCCAUAUCCUCCUGCAAAGGAUGGGUACUGGGAGCCUGUUACCUCCACCUUGAACUGGUGCGAAGAGGACUACUAUGCUACCGAAUACUCCGCUGAGAUUGUCAACACCCUCACAAAUCUGAUGUUCAUGUGGCUUGGAUUCAAGGGCAUCCGCAGCUGUAUUCGCAAUGGACAUGACCAGAUCUUCAUCGUCUCGCUGCUAGGCUACCUAGUAGUCGGCACAGGAAGCUUCCUCUUCCAUUCAACCCUGAAAUACCCUAUGCAACUAGUCGACGAGCUCUCCAUGAUAUACACGACCUGUCUCAUGGUCUACGCCUCAUUUUCCUACUCGCGCUCAGUAAUCCUCCGAGUCUGGCUCGCCCUUUCCCUAACCGGCCUUGCCAUCUUCAUCACUCUAUACUACCACUACCUCCAAGACCCAGUCUUCCACCAGAAUGCCUACGCCCUAUUAACGAUCGUCGUGGUGUUCCGGAGUAUGCACACCAUGGAAGUAACCCUCCGACCAAAGUGGCGCCACUCAACUGAGGAAGACCGCCUAGAGCGUCAGAUGAAGGGUCUCCCUGUGCCUACCAAGGAGCGCCAGCACUACGAGAACGUGCGCGAUCAGAAGACCCUCAAUACCAUGUGGUUCAUGGUUUGCUAUGGACUGGUCAUGUUCCUAGGCGGUUUCGCAAUCUGGAACUUGGAUAAUCUUUUCUGCUCUCAGGUUCGGCGGCUGCGUCACCAGGUUGGCUUGCCUUGGGGUCUUAUCUUGGAGGGUCACGGUUGGUGGCACGUCAUGACUGGACUAGGCGCUUAUCUCUAUAUCAUCUGGGGCAUCUGGCUCCGCCAUUGUCUUAACGGCCGCCAGGACGAAUACCAACUGCGCUGGGCGCGCUUCUGGCAUAUUCCCGAAGUGGUCCGCACCGCUGACACUAUCACCCAGGACAAAAAGUCAAUCUGA
Penicillium antarcticum is the source of this 966-nucleotide messenger RNA. RefSeq names its product ceramidase. Bases 1 to 966 code for a protein of 321 amino acids. Gene Ontology annotation, biological process: ceramide biosynthetic process; ceramide catabolic process. Gene Ontology annotation, cellular component: endoplasmic reticulum membrane. The record is from RefSeq and is a predicted model, not a curated record. The transcript is spliced from 4 exons. NCBI's taxonomy places the organism in Eukaryota, Fungi, Ascomycota, Eurotiomycetes, Eurotiales, Aspergillaceae.